AUGUGGUUAGCACUGAACGGCUCCCCCAAGCUGCGGGUGGUGCUUGGCCUUGGCGGCUUCGUAACAUCCAAGCUGUGCCGUGCUGUUUGUCGUGCAGUGCACUGGAGGCAGAGACAACAACGUCGAGCUCUCCCAAACCCCUACGCCUGGUCGACGUCCACCUUUAUCGUCGCCCAUUCGCUUCUAGCCGUCAUCUACAACCCGAAUCCGUCUUGA
Molecule: messenger RNA, 216 nt
Organism: Podospora bellae-mahoneyi
Lineage: Eukaryota; Fungi; Ascomycota; Sordariomycetes; Sordariales; Podosporaceae
Exons: 2
Coding region: 1-216 (71 amino acids)
Source: RefSeq, a predicted model, not a curated record